Molecule: messenger RNA, 1155 nt
Organism: Fragaria vesca subsp. vesca
Lineage: Eukaryota; Viridiplantae; Streptophyta; Magnoliopsida; Rosales; Rosaceae
Product: cold shock domain-containing protein 4-like
Exons: 1
Coding region: 86-697 (203 amino acids)
Molecular function (GO): nucleic acid binding; zinc ion binding
Source: RefSeq, a predicted model, not a curated record
AGAGAGAGAGAGAGAGAGAGAUUGGAAUCGGUGUGGGUCUUCUUCUUCGUUUUAGGGUUUCAGAUUUUUCAAGAGGGCUGUGAGGAUGAGUGACCGGUUGACCGGAACGGUGAAGUGGUUCAAUGACCAGAAGGGGUUCGGCUUCAUCACCCCGGAGAACGGCGGCGAAGAUCUCUUCGUCCACCAGUCCUCGAUCCGAACCGAAGGCUUCCGCACUCUCGGCGACGGCGAGUCCGUCGAGUUCCAGAUCGAGACCGACAACGACGGCCGCACCAAGGCCGUUGAUGUCACCGGUCCCGAGGAGGGCCCCGUCCAGGGGAGAGGAUCCGGAGGCGGAGGAGGUCGCGGCGGCGGUGGAGGACGUGGCGGUGGAAGAGGCGGCCGCGGAGGCGGGAGCUAUGGAGGCGGUGGUGGAUAUGGAGGUGGCGGCGGCUAUGGAGGCGGCAGCGGUGGUUAUGGUGGUGGCAGUGGAGGCGGUGGGAACUGCUUCAAGUGUGGUGAGGCUGGACACAUUGCGAGGGACUGCUCUGAGGGAGGUGGGAGCUAUGGAGGCGGCGGCCGUGGCGGAGGUGGCUAUGGAGGCAGUGGAGGCGGUGGGAGGUACUCUGGUGGAGGAGGCGGCGGCGGUGCUUCUGGCGGCUGCUAUCAGUGUGGUGAAUCUGGUCAUUUCGCAAGGGAGUGCCCCAACAGAGGUUGAAUCUGUCUCUGUGGGUAAUAUGGUCAUUUCUUUAAUUUAGGUCUAUUUUUACUAUCUGCUGUGUCGUUUUAGGGUCCGGGGUUCUAUGAAUGUUGGCUCCUUUUCAAGUAUGGGUUUGCCCUUCUCACGUUAGUGUGUGUGGGUUGCUUUUGUGGGUCAGCAUCUUUUGUUUCAAGAAGAAAAAAAACAAGAAUGGUUAUGAAUUUGAGUCGGGUUUGAUGUAUUAUCUUUCGAAUUUUAAGUCGGUGAUAUUUAGGUCGGUCAUGUGAGCAGGAUGUGGAUUAUGCUUUGUGGUUUGAUGGAUGAUUUCAUACACAUUAAUAUACUCUGCUCUUAGUUAAAUGGGUUUUGAUAUUCGGAAUUAAUUUAUGUUUGAUGCCUUGUGUGAUCAUGGAUGCCUUUGUUCAUCAUAGUGGUUUUGAUGUUUGAAUUAUAUAAUGUUUGAUGCCUUGCAUUAU